AUGGACCUCAACAACGACCCAACCAUCCCCCUCCUCAGGGCCACCCGCGCCGCGCCCGCUUCCCCGGCCCCCUUCAAGCUCUCGGCGCCGCAACUGUUCGCCAUCUACCUCUUCUGCGUCACCCGCCUCCUCCGCGCCCUCCUCCUCGUCGCCUGGCCCGCCCUCGGCCUCGCCAGCUUCGAGAUCCCCGCCACGGGGCCGGCCUUCAUGAUGGCCAGCCUCCUCGCCUCGCGCGACCUCGUCCUGGGCGCCCUGCUCUGGACCGCCGACCGCGGUUCGCGCCGCGAGACCAGCCGCGCCCUCCUCUUCAACCUCCUCGUCGACUCCAUGGACACCUUCAUCCUCAUCUUCUCCGCCGCCUGCGACUGGCACGACAACCGCAGCCCCCUCCCCGAGAUCGUCACCGUCGCCGUCCUCGCCAUCCUCGAGCACCUCACCCUCUACAGCAUGAGCGAGGACGACUGCCCCGACUACCAGGGCCACGGCGGCGGGAACGUCUAUGUUGCGUAUGGCGGGGCCGCCAACUACGCCUACGGACUGCAGGUCUCCGAGGAUAAGCAGCGCAGGGUCGACGCCUGGCUGACGGAGCUGAGGGCCGCGGAGGAUCAGAUGCCGCCGCAGCAGUACCGCCCCGCGUCGACGAUUGUGGCCGAGUCCAAUGUGCCGCGCCGGGCUGUCCACCCAGCGCAUGAACCUCGCCCUCGCAUCACUAUACUCGGCGGCCGUGGCAUCAACCGGCGCGCGGUCCACGCCCGUCCUCUGGCUCCGCAUCGGCGUCCUCGCACGCAGCCUCCCGUCCAGCAGCUCAAUGUCGGUGACCCUGCACUCGACGUACCAGUACUCGCACCCGUGCAGCCUGGCGAGCUCAAUCCCCCUGUCCAGGAUCUCCCGGUAGUUGCAGGUGCUAUCAAUGAUAAGGCUGAACCCUUGCUUCAGGAUGGACUCGGCCAGCGCCCAGUUCAGGCGGUAGGCCGACUUGGCGGCGUCCUGGAAGGCGAUCUCGUUGCCGGAUAG
Messenger RNA from Clonostachys rhizophaga, 1014 nucleotides. The record is from the annotation of a GenBank genome assembly. Lineage: Eukaryota; Fungi; Ascomycota; Sordariomycetes; Hypocreales; Bionectriaceae.